AGUUUAUAUUUCGUGAGCAGUUAAACACGUGCAGUUUAAAUCAAAGUGAAAAAAACUGCAGCAUGGAGGAAACUACAAUUCCGCCCAUAGGGGAAUCUAUGAAUUCGUCCAUGGACCAGUUUUGUGGCUCCGAAUUUUGGAAUGCCAAUAAGACCUGGUGGACACUGGAUCCGGAUUUUACGCCCUGCUUUGAGCAGACAGUCUUAGUUUGGAUACCUUGCGCCUUCUAUUGGUUAUUUGUGCUCUUCGAUUUCUAUUAUCUGCGUGCCAGCUUGGAUAAGAAUAUACCAUGGACUAAGCUCAGCAUAGCCAAGCUGCUAUUCAAUUUAGGACUGGUAGUUGUCACUGCCUUGGAUUUGAUUAUGGCCUUUAUAAAGAAGGGCGGCGACUCCCAGCUGGCUCUAACUAAUCUAGACGUCUGGGGUCCAAUUAUAAAGCUUGCCACAUUUUUGAUGCUAUUAAUAUUUAUACCACUGAAUCGCAAAUAUGGCGUGCAAACCUCAGGCUGCCAGUUUCUGUUUUGGUUUCUACUCACCAUAUUCUCCAUACCGCGUUGCCGCACGGAGGUGAGGGAGCAGCAUAGUCGCAACAAUAUACUCAACACGCAACCGGCUGAUUCACACGACUUUUCCUGGGAAGAGUAUCAGUUUGUGAGCUUCUUCAUAUUCUUUGCAUUUACAUGCGUAAUGCUGAUCAUAAACUGCUUUGCCGAUGGCUUGCCAAGACAAACCAAAUACAAGCGUGGUGAGAAUGAAAUCCCAGAGCUCUCCGCCAGCUUCUUGUCGCGCAUUACCUAUCGCUGGUUUGACAGCAUGGCCUUGAAAGGCUAUCGCAAGCCGCUGGAGGAGGAUGAUUUGUGGGAUCUGCGCCCACAGGACAGCUGCAAAGAGGUUAUGCCCACAUUUGCCUUCUACUGGAACAAGAACAUAAGGAAAAAUUACAAGGCAAGCAGUGCAGCCACAGCGGAGCCCAAAGCGCAGUUUAGCAAUGGCAAAGUUUCAUUUGAGAAUCCUCAUGGACAGCGCAGCGGACGCAAGAAGGGCAUGGCCAGCAUUAUGCCGCCCAUUUACAGAUCUUUCGGCGGCAUCUUUAUGUUUGGCGCCUUCUUUAAGCUAAUUGCUGAUAUGUUAACCUUUGCUCAGCCACAAGUGUUGGGCUUGAUCAUAGGAUUUGUCAAUGACUAUCAAAAGGAUCCGCAGCCUGAAUGGAAGGGCAUUAUGUAUUCGGUUAUGCUGUUUGUGCUCGCUGCCAUGCAAACCUUCAUCUUGGCUCAGUAUUUCCAUCGCAUGUUUAUUGUUGGCCUGCGCAUUCGCACAGCUUUGAUUAACUGCAUCUAUCGCAAGGCGUUGCGCAUUUCGAAUGCUGCACGCAAGGAGUCCACUGUGGGUGAAAUUGUCAAUCUUAUGGCUGUGGACGCGCAACGUUUUAUGGAUUUAACCACAUACUUGAACAUGUUGUGGUCUGCACCACUGCAAAUCGGUCUGGCGCUUUACUUCUUGUGGCUGCAGUUGGGUCCAUCUGUGCUUGCCGGUCUGGCGGUCAUGAUUAUUAUGAUUCCCUUGAACGGCGUCAUUGCCAGUCGCAUCAAAACCUAUCAAAUACGCCAGAUGAAGUACAAGGAUGAGCGUGUCAAGCUGAUGAACGAAGUGCUAAGCGGCAUUAAGGUGCUUAAACUGUACGCCUGGGAGCCCAGCUUUGAGAAGCAAGUGUUGGACAUACGUGAUAAGGAAAUUGCUACACUGAGGUCUACAGCUUACUUGAAUGCCAGCACAUCCUUCUUGUGGUCCUGUGCGCCCUUCUUGGUAUCAUUAGUUACAUUCGCUACUUAUGUUCUCAUCGAUGAAAAUAAUGUGCUCGAUGCACAGAAAACUUUUGUCUCAUUGUCAUUAUUCAAUAUUCUUCGUUUUCCGCUAACAAUGUUGCCCAUGAUGAUCACCAAUCUGGUGCAAACGCAAGUUUCCGUUAAGCGCAUUAACAAAUUCUUGAACAGUGAAGAGCUGGAUCCCAACAAUGUGCAGCAUGAUGCCUCCAAACGUCAUCCCAUGAGCAUUGAGAACGGCCACUUCUCGUGGGGCGAUGAGGAUGAGUUGACGCUCAAGAACAUAAAUAUUGAGGUGCCCAAGAAUAAUCUGGUCGCCAUUGUCGGCACUGUGGGCUCCGGUAAGUCGUCAGUGAUACAAGCGCUGCUCGGCGAAAUGGAGAAAAUCUCCGGCACGGUCAAUACAGUGGGCAAAAUGGCCUAUGUGCCGCAGCAGGCGUGGAUCCAAAAUGCCACCGUACGUGACAAUAUAUUGUUUGGCAAGCCGUACGAUCGCAAGCGCUACAAUCGCGUAAUCGACGCCUGCGCGCUGCGCACAGACAUUGAGAUACUGUCCGCUGGCGAUCUCACCGAGAUCGGUGAGAAGGGCAUCAAUCUGUCCGGUGGCCAGAAGCAGCGCAUCUCCUUGGCACGCGCUGUGUACAGCGAUGCAGAUCUUUAUCUGCUGGACGAUCCACUGAGCGCUGUCGAUGCGCAUGUAGGCAAACACAUCUUCGAGGAGGUGGUCGGACCGAAGGGCAUGCUGGCACGCAAGACUCGCGUGCUGGUCACACACGGCAUCACCUUCCUGCCCCAGGUGGACAACAUCUAUGUGCUGAAGCUGGGCGAGGUCAGCGAGUUUGGCACCUACAAUGUGCUGCUCAAGAACAAGGGUCGCCUUUGCGACUUCUUGAUUCAACAUUUGCAAGAAGGCGAAGAGGAAGCCGAGGAACUAGACCAAAUCAAACGCCAGCUCAGUCAUACAGUGGAAGAGCCGGAAUUGCUUGGAACAUUUGAGAAAGCCAUCAAACUAGCACGCACCGAAAGCCUGUCAGACUCUAUCUCUGUAACCUCUGCUGAUAGCUUAAUCGGCAGCGGUGGCGGCGGAAGUUUGCGUCGUCGCGCCAAGCGUCAGAGUUCCCACGACUCAGCGGCCUCGGCUGCUUCGUUGAAGAAGAAACAGGAGAAUGAGGGCAAACUUAUUGAACUGGAAAAGUCUCAAACGGGUGGCGUUGAUUUCGCCGUCUAUAAACAUUACAUCAAGAGUGUGGGCAUCUUUUUGUCUGUGGCAACGCUAGUGCUGAACUUUGUAUUCCAAGCAUUCCAAAUUGGCUCCAAUCUGUGGCUCACCAAAUGGUCCAACGAUGACACUGUGGCUAACGAUACAAGCCGUCGUGACAUGUACCUGGGUGUCUAUGGUGCCUUCGGUUUCGGUCAAGUUCUAACCAGCUAUCUAUCCACACUUGCUCUGAGUCUGGGCUGCAUUUAUAGCGCCUUCUAUUUGCACAACACUAUGCUUAAGUAUACCAUGCGCUGGCCCAUGGAACUGUUUGACAUAACGCCGCUGGGUCGCAUUGUAAAUCGCUUCUCCAAGGAUGUCGACACCGUUGACUCCACGCUGCCCUUGAACUUACGCGUAGCUGUGACGCAACUAUUUGCGGUUUUGGCCACAAUUGUGGUUAUUAGCAUAUCGACGCCAAUAUUUUUGACCGUCAUAGUGCCCAUAGGCUUCAUCUACUACUUUGCUCAGCGCUUCUAUGUGGCCACCUCCAGGCAGCUGAUGCGCUUGGAGUCGGUCUCACGUUCGCCCAUCUACUCGCACUUUGGCGAAACAGUCACGGGAGUGUCCACUAUACGUGCAUAUACUGUGCAGGAUCGCUUUAUUGAUGAAUCGGACAACAAGGUGGACAAGAAUCAAGUAUGCAAAUAUCCAUCGCUGAUUGCCAAUCGUUGGCUGGCUGUGCGUCUGGAGAUGGUGGGCAAUCUGAUUAUAUUGUUUGCUUCGCUGUUUGCUGUGCUGGGUGGCCAAACGAAUCCUGGUCUGGUUGGUCUGUCUGUCAGCUAUGCGCUGCAGGUAACCCAAACGCUCAAUUGGCUGGUGCGCAUGUCCUCGGACAUUGAAACAAACAUUGUGUCUGUGGAGCGCAUCAAGGAGUAUGGCGAGACGAAGCAGGAGGCUGCCUGGGAGCUGGAGGAGGACAAGAAGAAGCCACGCAACUGGCCGGAGCAGGGACGUGUCGAGUUCCAGAACUUCCAGGUGCGCUAUCGCGAGGGUCUGGAUCUGGUGUUGCGCGGCGUUAGCUUCAACAUCAGCGGUGGCGAGAAAGUUGGCAUUGUUGGACGCACAGGCGCCGGCAAGUCCAGCUUGACGCUGGCUUUGUUCAGAAUUAUCGAAUCAGCUGGCGGCAAAAUUCUCAUUGAUGGCGUUGAUAUUGCCACCAUGGGUUUGCAAAUGCUGCGCUCACGCCUGACCAUCAUACCACAGGAUCCCGUGCUGUUCUCUGGCUCGCUGCGCUCCAAUCUGGAUCCGUUUAAUGUCAAGACAGACGAUGAAAUCUGGAAGGCGCUGGAUUUGGCGCAUUUGAAAACAUUUGCCAAGACCUUGACCGCCGGCUUGAAUCACGAAAUCUCUGAGGGCGGCGAGAAUCUUUCCGUGGGUCAGCGUCAAUUGGUUUGCUUGGCGCGCGCGCUGCUGCGCAAGACCAAAGUGCUGGUGCUGGAUGAGGCAACAGCAGCUGUCGAUCUAGAAACAGAUGAUUUGAUACAGAAAACAAUACGCAGCGAAUUUAAGGAAUGCACUGUGCUUACCAUUGCGCAUCGUUUGAACACCAUAUUGGACUCGGAUAAGGUUAUUGUGCUGGAUAAGGGAGAGAUUACAGAAUUUGCAUCGCCCACCGAACUGCUGGAUAACUCCAACAGCGCCUUCUAUAGCAUGGCCAAGGACGCCAAUCUGGUUUAGUUAGUUAAAUGGAACGAAACUCAUAUUCAAAGAAACGGCAGCUAAUAGAUAAUACUAUAUAGAACAAUAGCUUAAAAUCAAAAGAAUACUAUUUGGCAAUUGUAAGAGCUCUACCUCAAGCGCAGGCAAAAGCUACAAAACAUAAUUAACUACAACAGCAACAGCAAUCAGAGAACUAUAUUAUUUUGUAUUCGUGCGUAUGUGUGUGUGCAAUUAGUGAAUACCAUAAAAUGUUCAUAAUUUAUAAGCCAAAAGUUCAAUGCCGAUGUAGCCAGGUGUUUAAUUGUUAAAUGUAAGCGUACUCAGUACUUAACCAAGUAUUUGUCACUUUUACUUGUAUAUAUAUACGUACUUAUAUACACAUAAGUAUGUGUGUGCUCUAUGUAUAUGAAAUUAACCACAU
Molecule: messenger RNA, 5160 nt
Organism: Drosophila busckii
Lineage: Eukaryota; Metazoa; Arthropoda; Insecta; Diptera; Drosophilidae
Gene: MRP
Product: multidrug resistance-associated protein 1
Biological process (GO): transmembrane transport
Cellular component (GO): membrane
Molecular function (GO): ATP hydrolysis activity; ATP binding; ABC-type transporter activity
Source: RefSeq, a predicted model, not a curated record